Messenger RNA from Acanthamoeba castellanii str. Neff, 930 nucleotides. RefSeq names its product Synapsin, putative. Gene Ontology annotation, molecular function: ATP binding. The coding region runs from base 1 to 930 and encodes 309 amino acids. Gene Ontology annotation, cellular component: synaptic vesicle; synaptic vesicle membrane. The transcript has 8 exons. The record is from RefSeq and is a predicted model, not a curated record. Lineage: Eukaryota; Discosea; Longamoebia; Acanthamoebidae. Gene Ontology annotation, biological process: neurotransmitter secretion.
AUGGAAGUAGCGCAGCAGCCGCAGAGGAAGGGGGAGAAGAACGAGGUUGUGCUGCUGGCACUGGACUACACGACCGACUGGUACAAGCUCUUUCGGGGGUGCAAGACCGCUGGCGGCCUGCCCAUCCGGGUAGAACAGUCCGAGUGGAAGGACCUCCAUGUCGAAGCCAGUGCUACGGAGGGGGUCAAGGUGCACAUUAAGGCGUCGGACAACCCUCUGCCCUUCUCCACACAGAAGGACGAGCGCGUGGUGGUGCCCGACUUCUGCCUCAUCCGCAACUUCCCCAUGGACAUUCACGACAACGGGUUCAAGAACAUGGUGAUCGGUCUUCUCUUUGGCGACAUCCCUGCAGUGAACUCCCUUGAAUCGGUGCUGCGCUGCAUGGAACGACCUGUCGUGUACGCGGCCAUGCUCAAGUUGCAGCGCCAGCUGGGUCCCGAUCGCUUCCCGCUAAUCGCUAUGAACUACUAUCCCAACCUCCGCGCGAGCGGUUAUCAAGGCUAUGGCAAGACUCAGGCCCGGGACAAGCACGACAUGCAGGACAUCACUUCAAUCCUCGCUCUCCACAACGACUAUUACACCACUGAGCCGUUCAUCGAGCACGAGUACGAGUUCAGGGUGCAGAAGAUCGGAGAUCAUUACCGCGCCUUCCGUCGCAACUCGGCCUCCUCGUGGAAGAACAACUGGGGCAAGCUCACAUUCGUGGAUCAUGAAAUGACGGCGGACUACAAGCUGUGGGUGGACGAGGUGGCCAAGCUCUUCGGUGGGUUGGACAUUCUCGCUCUCGACGUGCUGCACGCCAAGGACGGCAAAGACUACAUAAUCGAGGUCAACGACACCGCGCCCGGGCUCAUGUGGGAGCACGAGGAGGAGGACCUUGGGCAUAUCCGCGAUCUCGCCCUGAAGCGGAUGAGCGAGGCCUAUGAUUGA